CUGCUCUGGAUGGUUGACCCAAGAUAUUUGGAGUCAUCCACCUUUACGACCUCUACUCCUCGCAGCUUCACACAUCGUUUUUCCUUUACAGCUUCAAAAACAUAGAUUAUGCAAAUUAGGCCAUGACGUCACCCGGCGACUUCUAGCGACUUUUCGGACAGCCAACAGCGACUUUCCUUACUGAAGAGUUGGCAACACUGCGGCGGCCUAGACCAGUGAAAACGCCACAGGGGAGGAUUAACUCGGUUCCUGCUGACGCCUUUCAGACUUCACUUUCGUUUCUCUGGAAGAGCUCGACCCUUCUGCUCGUUCAGUAACGUUAGGUUUCACAGGCGCGGGAGUCAAGAUCACAAGCAACGAUGGACUGGACGACCGUUGUAGGAGUGGCAGCAGGAGCAGUUGGGACAGUGGCGUUAACCCCAGUUGUGGUGUCAGCGGCGGGUUUCACCGCUGGUGGCAUAGCCGCAGGAUCCGCCGCCUCCUGGAUGAUGUCCGCCGCGGCUGUGGCUAAUGGCGGGGGGGUGGCGGCUGGCAGUGCUGUUGCCGUCCUGCAGUCUGUUGGAGCAGCCGGCUUGUCUGGCGCAGCUACAACGGUUGUGGCGUCUGUAGGAGGGGCUGUAGGGGGAGCCGUUGCAAGAGCCGUGUCAUGGUUCCUGUAAAGCUAGGUUCAUGCUAACCUGAAGUUGUCUUUUAUCCACAUUAAGAAAAUGUGUUCUCUAUUUUAUCCCAAAUAAAAUGAUGAUAAAAACAA
Messenger RNA from Pygocentrus nattereri (red-bellied piranha), 751 nucleotides. RefSeq names its product interferon alpha-inducible protein 27-like protein 2A. Gene Ontology annotation, biological process: apoptotic signaling pathway. Gene Ontology annotation, cellular component: mitochondrion; membrane. The coding region runs from base 360 to 659 and encodes 99 amino acids. NCBI's taxonomy places the organism in Eukaryota, Metazoa, Chordata, Actinopteri, Characiformes, Serrasalmidae. The record is from RefSeq and is a predicted model, not a curated record. The transcript has 4 exons.